UCUUCUCUCAUUCGCUACUCGUCCGGAGAGCAAAACAAAAUAAGAAAUACAUAUAUCUUGGGGUGAAUAGGAAAUUGUCCCUGCACCGAUUCGCGCCAAUAUUCCUGUCAAGGAAAUGAAAAACAAAACAGACAAAUAAAACAUAACUGGACACAACUAAAUCAAUCCGGCGAAGACGCGACGUCGUGCCUCCACCAUUUUGUUUUCCCCACUCCUCGUGCGUGCGUGUUUGCAGUGUUUGUGCAUAGAGCUCCCCAUGAUGCCAGUAAAAUGUGCAAAACCGAACUUAAAACAGGCUUCUUGUAGUGUCAUCUAGUUAGCCAUGGAACGGAUAGCGCCAGAAGAAGCGGCCUCCUUGAGCGAAGCGCGAAAGCAGAUAGUGGAAAUAGCCAGGAAUCGGCCGGGAACACAAGUGGCCAAGUGCAUCCUCGCCUACGACGAGCAACAGGACCUCGCCUCGCUUGUAGUCCUCCUCGAAGAGCUCUCCAAGAACACGGACUACUCCACGGACCUGCGGAUAUCACUGGGAUAUUAUAUUGAGGAGCUACUGCGACACUGCUUAGGAAGCAACUAUGUCUCCCGAAGAUCGGCCAUCGUGGCCGCGGGAAGUGCCCUCCAGUACUGCGGCAAGAUCUAUGGAGACCGCGUGGAGUACAUGUACCAGGUGGUGGAGCACCAGAUCGAAGCCCUGCUCACAUCGGAGUCUCAGAAGGAGACGCCCAGCGGAAGUAGUGCGCCGAAGAACAAUGAACCCAGGCCGGAAGAACCUCGAAAACGUCGCGCGAAAAAGCUGACUAAGAAGGAAGUAGAUCCUUAUUUGCUCACCGUGGAACCGAAAAAGUUCAAGACCAUGUCGGACGACAAACGCUUCAACAUGGCGGGCUUUGUAAAAUGCACGAGAAAUCGGACGAUAGAAUACCUUUAUCAAGAUCAUACGCCGCCCAACUUGUGGAGACACGCGCCAAUUGUAGAUCCCCACAAUCCCUACGACCAGGAUGAAAAAAAGCAGUACAAAAUGUUUACGUAUCACGUAGAGCAUAGGUACAACACGCUUCUGCCGGAUAUUCCCUUUGAAAGGCUGAAUCUCAUUAAGGAAUAUGUGCACACAAACCAGGUGAACACCACGGAGAUUCUUAAUGAGCACAUGACCACGAAGGAUUAUCUGGACGAGUAUAUUGCGCUGGAGAAUCAAAUGCUGGCAGCCCGCUAUGGAGCCACUGUCAGAACGAGAAGAAGUUUGGUUGAACCGGCGAAAAGAUUGAUGGAGGACAGUUUGGUAGCGGAAAUGGCGAAGAAGGUGUGCAUAGACGAGAAUCUGCCAAUAGAUACGGACGAAACUGCUCCGCUGGAAGCAAUGGACGUGGACCAAUCUGUGAUGGCUGAAAACAACCAGUCGCUAAUCACAGCAGAUGCCCUGCAAAAUCAAAUAUCAGUGGACUCAGGCCUAGGCGAAUCGAUGAACACGAGUCAGGAGGACAGCAACAUCAACAUCACGAUGGACAUCAGCCAGGUGGAGAACUCUACUUUGGGCGUUAGCCAAGUGGAGUCGUCUUUGAGCACCAGCCAGGCGGAAAACUCCCUAAGCGUUAGCCAAGUAGAGAAUCUGGCGCUGAGCAGCACAUUAGACAUUAAUGAGUCUAGUGUCCUGGACAGCACGAGAGUGGAUCAGCCCCCCUUAAAAGAUCUUGCUCUAGACGAACUGCUAAUAGAUUCAGGGAUCGGUAUGGAAGAUGUUUCCGAUUUCCAAAUGCAUACAGGCCAGUCUUUUGACGAUGAGGGUGUUGUUCUUUCAGAUCUAGAAGAUCAACGGCAGUUGUCGCCCACGAUGAAGUUGAUUAGCCAAUCGGAAGAGGCGAAAACAGUUCAAGUCAUUGAGAUGGAUGCCGAUGUGGUAAUGAAUGUUCCAAGGGAAGUGUGCUAUCCCAUUCUGCUGAAUGUUAUGGGUCUCCCCAUUAAAGGUCUGCGUCGCAAAUGUAUCUUUAAACUUCCAACUGAGUUCGACUUGUUUAAGCAAGCACGUCUUCCUGCUAAGCGAGAGGCGCAACCAAAAGCCACACCCACUCCCAGAACUAUAUUGCAGAUUGAACGAGAAGCUUUCCAAAAAGAAAAGGAACCCGGCUCCCCCUGCAGCUUAGAGUUCGAUGAGGAUUUUAAUUUCCUGGGCUUCCGUCAACGUAGACCCACAUUUGACUCAGGCUUCGAUAUUGACGAGUUGCGUGGCGGUUCAGCUUGUGUGUCCACCAUCGGAGAAGUUAAAAUUGAGAUUGAAGACGGAACGGAAACCCACACCGACAAGUUGAUUAAUGUAAGCGAUAGCGACGCCUUGGAAAAGAGUGCGAAUGCCGUAAGGGAAUGUGGGCUGGGAGAGUCCCUGAUGGAGGAAUUAAACGCUUCUACCGAACCCAAAACUGAGAACAUUACUGCAAAUUCCUCGCAGCUUGAAGUAACUGAAACAUCCGGAAAUCUAAGCGGACUGGAAACUACAGUGGACUUAGGAAUGGAGAGUGUGCUAACUAGUUCCGUAUUAGAUCCAAGUAUUGAGCCGAAUGCAGUGGACAGUUGUAUUUUAAAUGUCACUCAACUUGACAAUUCAGCCCUGGAGAUUUCAACUCUGCAGGACAAAGCUAUCUUAAAUGACGAAGCAGCUGCAAAGAAUUUGCCUGCUGAAACACCUAAUCCAGAUUUAGACUCGGCAGCCAACGACUGCGAUGAAUCAACGCGUAGCGACUCCCCUUUCGAAAUUGACGAUUUGGAUAGCCCCGAUUCCAGCUCAAUGAUCCGAGACUGGCAUAGACGAUUGGGUCCAGCUUUGGAAGCAGCCCAUGAACGACAGAAUUUCAACAUUAAGGACUUGGGCACUGAGGUUUUAGACAUUUGCAAGGCGGGCAACGGUACAGCCACGUUAGCCGACGUCAUGACUGACAAGGAUCCUAGUAUCAUGUGCCGCUACAUGCUGGCUUCCCUGGUCCUGACAAACCACGGAAACGUGUCCUUGGAUUUUGGAAAUCGCGAUAAAAGUAAGCCCAUCGACAUGUCUCAGUUUCGAAUGCAUUUAAAGAGUACGAAGCGAAUGGAAAUCCAUCCCGAGGACGACGUGGGCAACAUAAAUGCUGCCAAGAGCCACUCGGCGGCGAGGAGUAAAGAGCGAAAUGUUUCAGCUAACAAUACGAAGCCAGGGACAAGCAAGCCGGCGUCUGCAGCUACAAAACGAAAGUCUGCGGAAGUGGCUUUAUCUGAGGCCCAGAGAUCAAUGCACUUUUCCCAGCAGUACAACAAGAUCAAGAGGCUGCACUAGAUAUAAAUCCUUGCCAGAUUAUUAACCCGCAAUUUUGUACAAAUGUAAGUUUUAGUUGCCUAUCAUUAACAGGCUUGCAAUAGGAUGAAUAGAGUAGAACAAAUGCUUUGGCUUAAGCUUAUUGAUGUAUCAAUCAAUAUUUGUUUAGAGUAGUAAACCAGUAUUAUUAAGCUCGAUUUCCUUAAGCAUGAAGCCGCUUUUUAUGUUUUCUUAAAUUUUUUCGGUUUAUUACACUUUUUUGUUUCUUUUAUUUGCUUUUGAAAUUUUCCCUUUUUUUUUAUUUCUAUUUCUUUUGAACAUUUUUGAUUUAUUUUACUUUACUUACGAAUACAUUUAUUUUGUAUUCUUAUAUUUUUCUAUAAUUUCCUAAAAAUUGAACUGUAUACCUCUUUUAAUUUAGAACAAAAAAUAGACAAAUGGCUUUUUGGUUGCCGAAGUGCGUGUUUUGGAAAUCCUCAUGAGCUGAUAGUACUAAUUUCAAGUACCUGAUCUCGUUCUGUACAAAAGUAUAUAAGUAAGAAUUCUUCGGACAUAUAGGACAAAGUUCCGGCUAAAUAAGAAUAAAGUGUAUAUAUGUAUGUAUUUACCAGAGUGCAAGCUAGUGUCUAUUUACAAGCAGUUUAAGAUAUAAUGUUUUUUCCUAGUUAUAACGUGUAGUUCUUAAGGAAUAAAACGGAACCAUGCAAUCACUUAAA
Molecule: messenger RNA, 3990 nt
Organism: Drosophila yakuba
Lineage: Eukaryota; Metazoa; Arthropoda; Insecta; Diptera; Drosophilidae
Gene: Cap-H2
Exons: 10
Coding region: 323-3295 (990 amino acids)
Biological process (GO): meiotic chromosome condensation; mitotic sister chromatid separation
Cellular component (GO): nucleus; condensin complex
Molecular function (GO): chromatin binding
Source: RefSeq, a predicted model, not a curated record